AUGAAACCAUCUCUCACUACUUACAAAAGUCUCGUGAUUAAACAUGGAAAUACACUUCAAUGUCCUUGUUCAUCGAUUACUUCAGUUUACGAUGCUUUUAUCAACAUUGAGCCAAUAUUUCAUCCGAUUUGUUUGAGUCCAUUUGCAUCGGAUGAAUGGCGAAUAAAUGUGACAAAAGAUCUUGUUCCUGAUUUAUCUAUCUAUACUACUGGAGAUUAUCGUCGUUUUCUAUCAUCACAUUUACAAUUUCUCACUGGAUUAUGUCAACUUUCUAUUCAAUCAGUAAAUAGUUCUAUUAAUCAGCUUCUGUCUUCAUUUUUUGUCACUGUUCAACUUGUUCCACCAAUAACUUUUGAUCAAAUGAUUUAUUCACUUAUUAAUCAAAGUAAAAUGAAUGCUCCUUUAAUGUUCUCUCGUUUUCUUUUCUUGCUUCGAACGACAAACCAUGGUAAUGCGAUUGUUUCAGCUUAUGAAACAAAUUUUAAAUACGUUGCUGCUCCUUGGUAUGAUUCAUAUAGUGAUCAACUAGCAAUCACUCAAGCAAUAACUUACGACGAUGGAUGUUCAUGUGCACUGUAUUCAAAUUGUACCACUCAAGCUGGUUUUGUUCAAAGAAAUUCAUCUGAAAUAUUUCAAAUCACAGGUUUGAAAAUGGGAUGUACAUCAAGUGAAUCAUUUUUAUCUUCGACUCUGGAAUGUUUCUAUGAUUUAUCGUGUAUUAAUCUAAUUCAAUAUCAUACGUCCAUUUUCGAUGAACAUGAUAUCGUAAAUGCUUCUGAACCACUUUCUAUUGCUGAUAGUCGAUUUUUAAUGAAUACAACUAUGAUGGAUUUAAUCAAUGAUUUAUUCGUCGAACGGUGGGCAACAACAAUCAAUUAUUCAGCCUACUUUGAUCAAUGUUUACCAACAUUUUGCUCCUAUACUUAUGUUCAACAGUUUAAUUCACUUUACACAGUCACUGUUUCACUUGGAUUUUCUGGUGGCUUGUCAUUCAUCUUGAAAUGGAUCUGUCCAAAAAUAAUUUAUUACUUAUUCAAACUAAAUCAAUUUCGUAAAAAGAGAACAAAUACUAUCCAAUCUACAAACGUUCUAGAAAUGAAUACUACUGAAAAUGUUAAUAUAACAGUAAUGUCUACAGAUGCUCAAGUUGCUGAUGUUAAUUCAAAAACAAUGAUUACAAUAUCAUCACCUUCGUAUACUUUCUUUCUUUUAUGUCCUAUUAAAAUCUCUUAUGAUCUUUUUUAG
Adineta steineri is the source of this 1245-nucleotide messenger RNA. The record is from the annotation of a GenBank genome assembly. Lineage: Eukaryota; Metazoa; Rotifera; Eurotatoria; Adinetida; Adinetidae.